Hymenoscyphus albidus is the source of this 1804-nucleotide messenger RNA. The record is from the annotation of a GenBank genome assembly. Lineage: Eukaryota; Fungi; Ascomycota; Leotiomycetes; Helotiales; Helotiaceae.
ACCACAGCCUCGCCUGGAAGCACAACCUCUCCAAACAUUGAGCUAGAUCCGGGAUAGAUGCAUUUCAGCAAAUGAAAGAAAGGACAUCACCGCAAACAAACCCAGGAUCCAUCUUCGAACAUGUCAUCGUCCCCCAAUGAUCCCGCCAGUCGAAGCCAUGCCUCCCUAUCGCCAUCGCACUCCCAAUCGCAUUCGGUGACCGGCCAGGACGUCCCUCUCCAAACGCUCGUACAGCACCUCCUUGCAUCCAAACGGUCCACCCUUUCCUCCAUCAAUUCCGUAGCGCGCGCAGAAGAGAUUGUCAAGUCGGCUCGUGCGGCGUUGGAGGAGAGUGUGAUUCUCAGUGCGCAGACUGGGUUCUUGAGAAAUGGCAUUGCCGGGCAGGUCAAGAUUCUGAAGAGGGUACGAGGAGGUGUGGAGAGCGUGUAUGUGGAAGGCCAGAGGGAUUUUAAGGUAGGAUGCUCUGUGUGCGAUUGCUAUAAAGGGGCAUGCUGAUGGUUUUGGUGUUUAGAAUGUCAUUCGUACGCUUGACGCCGCGAAUUCCCGGUUGGAAUCUACGAUGGAUAUCUUACGUUCAACGAUGGUUGAGGCAGCAUUUAGACCCGAGGGAGAGGAAGCCCGUAAUUUGCUAGAUUUCGUGGAUGAACAAGGUGUUGAGAGCAUGCGAGAUGCCUUGAAAGAAUCGAUUCGGGAGACCAAGGUACAUACUGACCCCUGGAUAUUCUCACGUCUUGCGGAUUCACCCUGACAAGCUAUCUAGGAAGCUCAAGCAGAAUUCGAUUCUUCAAUUUUAUCUUUUGAUGAUGAUCUCCAAGCUCUCAAAGAAGCCACCAACAACUCCAGUUCAUUCCAAUCCAAUCAUGACCUAUCGGCUCCUCUAGCCAACCAUAUCCAUAACCUUGAAAGUAACGCCCAAGAAAUGGCACUGCUAAUGGACUCCCUUAUUAAACAUUUCGAUCUUUGCAAGACUGCAAUUCGGCAUACAGAAGGUGGAUGGGCGGCCGUAGCAAAAGCUGCUUCCUCCCAACCACCUGGUACCGAAGCAGUCUCCGUUUCAGGGGUCAUGACAACAGAAAAUGGAUCCACGGACGAUGAACCCCUAUCCGAAGAGGAUAGGAAAGCUAUGCUUGACAUCCUAGAAAAGGACGCUUCACAAGUUGAUGACGUAGUACUGGAAUUGAUGGAAUUUCUCGAUGAAAUGGAAGGUAAACAUGAAGCUGUGCAAGAACAUUUAACAUCCCUCACCACCACAUAUCGGGAUACAACGAACGCAUAUCAAAUCCUUGAAGGAGUCGGCAGCCGACUUCCAGGCUACAUAAUCGCAAGCCAAGAUUUCAAAGCCCGCUGGGAAGAAGCAAAACUUCAGAUCCAAGAACAACUCUCGGAACUAGAAUCCAUGCGUCUAUUCUACGAAAACUACUACUCAGCCUACGACAGUAUGAUCCUUGAAGUCCACAGACGAAAGCAGUGUGAGGAAAAAGUGCGGAGUAUUAUGAAGAAGGCCAUGGAGCAGAUUGAUAAGGUUUAUGAUGUAGACAUGAAAGAGAGGGAAGGCUUUCGAAUGGAUUCUGGGGAGUAUCUUCCUGUUGAUCUCUUCCCUGGGAUUAAUACUCCGGCGCCGAGGUGGGAUUUUGUUCUUGCGGAGGAUUUGGAUCCUGCGUUGGCGAGUCAGCCUGGGUUGGAGAGGGGCGUUGUGGAGGCUGCUUUGAGGAGGGAGAAGGAUAGGAGGAGGUUGGAUAGGUGAGAGUUAUAAAUGGGUUCUCUUUCUUGCAAAAUAUAUGGGAUGUUGAGUAUUUUGAAAAAC